This is a messenger RNA of Sabethes cyaneus, 585 nucleotides long. RefSeq lists its product as uncharacterized. NCBI's taxonomy places the organism in Eukaryota, Metazoa, Arthropoda, Insecta, Diptera, Culicidae. The coding region runs from base 114 to 422 and encodes 102 amino acids. The transcript is spliced from 2 exons. The record is from RefSeq and is a predicted model, not a curated record.
GUUUCGCGCGGUGCUCACGUAAUUUCGUGAUUUUUUGGUCCGGCUUUAAAUUUUACUGAAUAAAACUCCUACAAUAGAGGAGUUUGUGAAUUAGAUUUGUUUAUACGGUUGGAAUGGGAGGCGUUGAUACCAGUAAGCGAAAACCACGACGAACACAAGGAACGGUUAUCAACCAAACCCGCAACCGGUUUGCCUGGGCUGUGCUGGGACUGGGAGCCGCUAGUUUCGCCGUCUAUUAUUCCAUAAUUAGUUACUACGGAGGACAGGAAUUAAAGGAGCGAUUUCUCAGAGAUUUUCACGAGAAAACGCAAGCAGAAAUCGAUCGAAGUUAUUUGAUGCGCCGCAGUUUGCUUGCACCGAAACGGGGUGACUCAAUUCGAGAGCUUCUAGAGGAGGAAAAGAUCGAUCGGAGCGAAAAGUAACAGGUGUAAAGACAGUAUGUCUAGCAGAAGAAGCGGCAAAGUAAAAUAUGCCAAAUUAAGGCUGCCUAAAACUUCAUCUUCCGACAGUCUGUCUAAGUCGAUUCCUUUGGAUAAUGGGUAAAUAGUCGUAGAUAGUUACUUGUAGCAUUUUAAUAAACGUAAU